ACACUCCCCGGUCGUGUUGACGUUCGCUCAGCUGCAUGUUUUGUUGUUUUGUUGAGGUGUUUUGUUGAGUUGUUGGGGAUGUCUUCGGUCCAGGUCCUGCGGGACUUCAUCAGCGACAGACUGACCGCGGCGGCUCUGGAGAUCUUCUCGGAGUUCGAGAGAACCAUCGUCCAGUACGAGGAGGUGAUCGACCGGCAGCGGAGGCUGCUGGACGUCACGUGGAAGCCCGAGAUCCCGCUGCGGAGAGUCGGUCUCCCAGCGAAUGUCUUCAAAACGGAGAUCCACUCGGACCCGGACCAGGAGAUCCUCAACAGGCUCCAGCAGGAGGAAUCUGAGCCCCCGCCCACUGAGGACGGUCCGGAGGAAACCCCCGCCAGGGUGGACGGCGGGCAGCGUCCACUGAAGCAGGAGUCCGGCGCCUUCGUGGCAAUACCCGGGUACGAGGACGGUCCCGUCGGUGAAACCGGCGGUGGAGAGACCCUCCUCCACAGCUGCCCUGCAACCCAGAACCAGGACCAGGAUUCGGGGUCAAGUGGAAUCGCCCAGCUGUUCCCAGCAAGAGAGAUGGUCUGUGGCGACGUAGGCGACUGUCCGACAUCGGGGGACGCCUACGACCACGGUGAGGAGGAGCGGUCUGGAGGUUUAGAUACUUCUGAAGGAGCCUUUAGCGGCAGGCACCGAAUGAUGGCGCAAGUCCACGCGGAUAAGAAAGCCUGCAUUUGCCACAUUUGUGGGAAGGAAUUGAAGUACCCGUCUCACGUGAGAAGUCACAUGAGAUCCCACACGGGUGAGAAACCGUACUCCUGCAAACUAUGUGGGAGGAGCUUCAGCUUCAGCUGCAACUUGAGGUCCCACGAGAGAUCGCACACGGGCGAGAAGCCGCACUUCUGCCAGCUCUGCGGGACGUCUUUCUCCCGGAAGUGGAACCUCAAGUAUCACAUGAAGACCCACACGGGCCAGAUCCCGAGAUCCGGGAAGUCGCACUCCCGCGACGCCUCCGGCAAAAAGUUCCCGUCUCAGGGGCGGAGCGGGGCGGGGGAGGACCCGUUUGACUGCGACAUGUGCGGGAGGGACUGUGGAGUCCAGAUGAGAACCCUGUCGGGCGAGACGCCGUAGCCCUGGAAUGGGAGGGAGGUCUCCGUCCACUGAAGCCGGUCCACGCGGGCUGAGCUGCAAGGUUCCCUGGGAAAAGCGUCCGGGAAGGUUUUCCCGUGUCGAUCCGUGUCGUAAUUGACGGUGAAGGAAUCGUGGGAAGGCGAAGGAAAGGUUUCACCCAAACGCUCGCUUUGGCUGUCUGUUCUUCUUGAAAAAGCACUCCAGUGGAAAGAAAAAGUUAUUUAAACUGGCUGAUGAAGUUUUUGAUUUAUUUGACACAACAAAUGACUCAUUUUACUCUUUAAAGUGUCUUUAAACUUCUGCAUGUUACUUUGUUCAAGAUCAAAACCUGCUGUGACAGAGGAGUUCACAAGGUGUGUAGUUUUCUGAUUUCCGAUCUUUAAACUGUUGAUGUGUUGCCCGCGACUGAAAUAUAAAGGAGACAAAAGAGCAGAAGGUGCUGAUCAUCUGCUGUUUGGAAAUAAAGGCGUGGAGAUCCGCCCCGAGGGCAGCUUUUCCUCGUCUGAAACACACCUGAACACAGGUAACACACCGCCCCCGUGUGGUCAUAAGUAGUACUGCUGCACCCAGUGGUUUUCUUGUCUGAUUAAAUUAAUUACCUCAUUUAAACUUGUAUUUCUUUAUUUUUUGCUUUCUUUUUUUAAGGAUAAUUAUUUUUCUGUAAGUAAGUGAGGUAUAAAAGCAAACGACUGAUUUCUGAUCAUAACUUCCUCCAAACUGGAAGCCAGAUAACUUAACUCUUCCUUGAUUGAAAAUUUGGCAGAAUUAUCUUGUUUGGUGUUUAUUUGGUCACUACAAAAAAAAAAUCAAUUAAAAUAUUAAGU
Molecule: messenger RNA, 1940 nt
Organism: Cololabis saira (Pacific saury)
Lineage: Eukaryota; Metazoa; Chordata; Actinopteri; Beloniformes; Belonidae
Product: zinc finger protein 709-like
Exons: 2
Coding region: 79-1116 (345 amino acids)
Biological process (GO): regulation of transcription by RNA polymerase II
Molecular function (GO): RNA polymerase II cis-regulatory region sequence-specific DNA binding; DNA-binding transcription factor activity
Source: RefSeq, a predicted model, not a curated record